Messenger RNA from Gadus morhua (Atlantic cod), 1026 nucleotides. Its product is annotated as putative nuclease HARBI1. The record is from RefSeq and is a predicted model, not a curated record. The coding region runs from base 1 to 1026 and encodes 341 amino acids. The transcript has a single exon. Lineage: Eukaryota; Metazoa; Chordata; Actinopteri; Gadiformes; Gadidae.
AUGGCGGGUAUUGUUCAUCGGUACCAUAGGAGAAGGCACCCUGCUAGGGUGUACGCUGAGCGUGCCAAACCACUUGAGCAAUACACUUCAGAUGAACUGUAUGCACGUUUUCGCUUUGGGAGAGAUGACAUCAAGUACAUUUCAGACCUGAUUAGACCAACACUCCAACACAAAACCCGAAGGAGUCAUGCUUUGUCCGUGGAGGAACAGUGCUUAAUUGCACUGCGCUUUUACGCAUGUGGGACUUUCUACCAAGUAAUAGGAGACUAUAUGGGAGUGGACAAAUCCACUGUGAGUAUUGUGGUGAAGGUUGUGUCCAUGGCACUGGGCAGUCUGAUCAAUCAAUUUGUUUCCUUUCCCAAGGAUAACCAGAUUGCUCAGACUAAGCACAAGUUUUUUCACAUGGGGAACAUGCCUAACACGAUUGGAGUUAUCGAUUGUACACAUGUGCAUAUCCAAGCACCUCGUGAGAGGGAGUGGGAGUAUGCAAAUCGGAAGGGGAGGCACAGCAUCAACGUACAACUUGUGGGCAACGCCGACCUCAUCAUCACCAACUGUGUUGUGAAAUGGCCAGGGUCUGUCCAUGAUGCACGCAUUCUAAGACAGAGUGCACUAUACAGAGAGCUCCAAACAAACCGGCCAAAUGGCAUUAUAUUGGGAGACAGCGCUUACCCACUUCUACCAUGGCUAAUGACCCCUUUUCCGGUUGCAAAUACACAUGAGCAAGCACGCUUCAACAUUGCACAUUGCAAAACAAGAUGUGCCAUUGAGCGCUUAAAUGGAGUGCUGAAGAGAAGGUUUGCCUGUCUUAACCUGCGAGUAGAACCUAAGGUGGCAUGCAACAUAAUUCUGGCCUUUAUUGUUCUGCAUAACAUCGCCACCAGGCGUCAUGUCCCUUGCGAUGCCAGUGACGCUCAUGAUGGACCUGAGCCUGAUGUAGACCCAGAACAGCCACGAAUGGUCCUACCUAGUGAGGGACACACUGGACAUGCUAUAAGAGAGGGAAUGGUACGAAACUACUUUUAA